AUGGUCCUAGAGCUGAUCGAGACCGACAGGAACUCGCCUCAACAUUCAGCAGUAGUAGGAAAGUUCCUCAAACGGCAGGGAUUCAACCACUUCACGGAAAUCGAAAAGCUUGGAAAGUUCCGGUUCAAGAUCGCCACCACGGAGGAGCAGAGACUGAAAAGGACGAAACUGGACGAAGGAAACCUACGGAUCUACGAACGGAAAAACAUGAACCAAACCAUAGCAUUUAUAAGAGAGGUGACGCUCAGCUUCGAGGAGGCGGAAAUGCUGGAGAACAUCGAGGCCGAUGUCCCGGUUUUGAAGGUCCAAAGGAUAAAGAUAAGAGGAAGAAACAAGGAACUGCUGGACACCUACAACGUCAAAGCAACGGACGAAGGACAUCAAGUGCCGAACAGGAUCCAUGUGUACGGCUGCAGCUUUAGGGCAGAACUGUGCAUUUUCCCGAUCAGACAGUGCAAGAACUGCUGGAGAUACGGCCACGGAGCCAAGUUAUGCACACCCAGAACUCGCUGCGCCGCAUGUGGAGGAGGACAUGAAGUGUCAGUCUGCGACAAGGACGCGAAGUGUCCCAACUGCAAGCGAGGGCAUAAAGCAGAUGACCCAGAAUGUCGGAGAAUCGGUUUGAACUGCUGCAGGAAGAAGGCGAAGCCGACCCGUUCCCGAGACUCGGCGAUGAUCUACAAACAGCUUCGCGCUACAGGACAUCACAGCGAAAUUGAUCCACAAGCACAGCCAACAGGCGAGAGGAAGGCCGAGAAUGGCAAACAAGGCAGCCCUACGAAGACGAACCCUGCACCUCACAAGAGGAUCGCUACACCCGGAGCUGCCAGUGCCCGGAAACCCCCAUAA
Aedes aegypti (yellow fever mosquito) is the source of this 849-nucleotide messenger RNA. RefSeq lists its product as uncharacterized. Bases 1 to 849 code for a protein of 282 amino acids. The transcript is spliced from 2 exons. The record is from RefSeq and is a predicted model, not a curated record. NCBI's taxonomy places the organism in Eukaryota, Metazoa, Arthropoda, Insecta, Diptera, Culicidae.